CUUAUGCAGACGUUUUACUUUAUUGUGAUUACAAUUUCAACUGUAGGAUAUGGCGAUAUUACUCCAAAAACCACUCUAGGAAAGUUUAUCAUCAUUUCCAUGAUUUUGCUGUCCAUUGUGAUACUUCCUGGGCUGAUUUCAGAUGUGCAAGAAAACUUGAAGCUGCAGCUGUCAGAUGCAGGCACUUACACUAGGGGUAACAGGGAUUUCAUUAUCAUCUGUGGAGCGUUUGAUUCUGUUCCCCGUGUUCAAAAUGUCAUCAGUAUGGUUUCAACAAGAAAAUCGUCAUCAUCGACUAUCUUCAAGGCAGUGGGCUGAACAUGGAGGAUUUGGCUCGUGUGCAAUUGAAGUAUGCAGCUGCAGCGUUUAUUUUGGCACAUACCCCACUUUAUGUCGAUAAUCUACUUCCUGGUACAGAACGAUUGCAAGAAAAAACCACCUCUGCUUCAGUGUGUAUUGAUGAUCUCAAACAGAUUUUGAUGGCGUAUAAUUGUCUGUAUCGCGGGGUGGGAACAUUGACUGUGAAUCUACUACGAAAAUGUCCGACCUACUCGGAUUAUGACGAGCCUUGGCGUGCUCAAUACGCAGACGGUCUCUCCAAUGCAAUCCAUCAAACGGAGAUCAAUCCCGUGUUUAUUGGCUACCCAUUUACUAUCAUAGCAUACUAUCUUUUUAAAGAGUUUCAGGUUAUUUUAAUUGGUGUUGGUAUGAUUAUGCCAUCCAGUCAAGGACCAGAUGGAGUGCAUGUGAUGUUGAACCCAAGGUAGAGUUUAACCGAACACUGACCCAGCGAACAUUGGUUUCCUCUGCUUCGCGACAUACCUUGUCACGUAGACCAGCAUUGGAUGGAUCCCCUACUUUACCAUCUCAAGAUGAAAUUGUGCUGAGUAUGCUGACUCAGGGCUACCCCUUUAGCAUGUAUAAAGACGAUCGUACUCCAUUGUGCUGGCUUCUUCGCCAUGAACAAAGUCUUAUGGAUGUUGUUAUUACAGAUGCAAGCGAACUGGUGUCGCAUAUUCUGGUUUGCACCUACAGCCUGAGUCUCUUUCGAUUUGUUUGCACUCUACGUUCGGCCAAUCUUAC
Batrachochytrium dendrobatidis JAM81 is the source of this 1083-nucleotide messenger RNA. RefSeq lists its product as uncharacterized. The record is from RefSeq and is a predicted model, not a curated record. Gene Ontology annotation, biological process: potassium ion transmembrane transport. Gene Ontology annotation, cellular component: membrane. Gene Ontology annotation, molecular function: potassium channel activity. The transcript has 4 exons. The coding region runs from base 321 to 767 and encodes 148 amino acids. Lineage: Eukaryota; Fungi; Chytridiomycota; Chytridiomycetes; Rhizophydiales.